GACAAAAGGUAACAAGCCUAAUUGAGAAAUGGCCCAUUAAAUUAUUUAUUUUUAUUUUUGGAAGGAUGAGUGUAUAAUAAUAAUAAUCAUUAUCAAAUCUCAAGAAAAGUCUGAAAUUAUGAUCCCAGAUCUAAUCUGGCAAAUGCAUUUGAUACCAACAUUCCACCUUCAUCUUCAUUAAACAUUUUUUUUCUAAAUUUCUUGCCAGUUUUGUAUUGUAUAUAUAAAGGUUGUUUUUUUUCCCCUAAUUUCUCACUCUCACUCUCUCUCUCUCUCAUAUCCACCAUCAACUGCUAAAGACUUGCAUCAUUGAAGAAUACAGAUAAAACACACACACACACACACACAGUGCUCUGCUUUUCUGCAGUAAGUCUUAUAAUGCAGUUUCUGUUUUGGCGUAACUGAAAUUUGAAGGCUCAUUGAUGUUUCUUUGAACUUGGGUUGUCUCUCUCUCAACUGAUUCUUGAAAUACCCUUUGGCAGAAGGGGAUCUGGGCUGUCAUCCAAACCCUCUUGUCUUCAUCUAGAAGGCAAAGAUUCAGUGAGAAUAGAUCCAAAACAUCAAUAAAUUCUCAUUUUCUAGCGAUUUUAUGUAUUUGCGGCUGGAAUAGGAACCCCAAUUCUUGAUUUACUGCUCAAAGAUUCGAUUUUUAAGCUUCUUUCUUGUUUUGGGGAGUGUUUAUAAUUGAUGGUUAAGAGCAAGAUGUUUGGUGGGAAUGGGGUGCUUUACCCCAUUGUUGGCUUUGCAUCAUGUGUGGCUUUCAUAUACUUGUCUUUUGGGGAUUUGUGGAUCAACAUUCAUGGGGAUGCAAAACUGAGCUUUGUGGAGAGGAAUGGGACCCAGUUCAUAGUUGAUGGCAGGCCUUUCUAUUUCAAUGGGUGGAAUUCUUACUGGAUGAUGGAUCAUGCUGCUGAUGAGUUUAGGAGAGGGAAGGUUAGGCAGAUGCUGCAGACUGGUGCAAAGAUGGGUCUCACUGUGUGCAGGACUUGGGCCUUCAAUGAUGGUGAAUACAAUGCCCUCCAAAUCACCCCCGGUCGAUUCGAUGAGAGGGUGUUCAGGGCCUUAGAUUAUGUUAUUGCAGAAUCAAGAAGAUACGGAAUAAGGCUAAUGUUGUGCUUGGUGAAUAACUUGCAAGCUUAUGGUGGAAAGACGCAGUAUGUCAAGUGGGCGUGGGAAGAAGGUGUCGGUUUGAGCUCUUCUAACGAUUCCUUCUUUUAUGACCCAUCUAUCCGGCGCUACUUCAAGCAUUAUGUUAAGACUGUUCUAACAAGGAGGAACACAUUGACCGGAAUCGAGUAUAGGGACGACCCGACUAUCUUUGGAUGGGAGUUAAUCAAUGAACCCCGCUGCAUAACCGAUAAAUCCGGUGAUACACUUCAGGAUUGGAUAGAAGAAAUGUCGACUUUCAUAAAAGAAAUUGACAGGAACCAUCUGCUUACCGUGGGUCUCGAAGGAUUUUACGGCCCCAAAAGCCCUAAACGAUUGACUGUCAAUCCCGAGAUCUGGGCAUCUGAUGUCGGAACUGAUUUCAUCCGCAAUUCGAAGAUCUCGACUGUCGAUUUUGCAUCGGUUCAUAUCUACCCUGAUCACUGGACGCACAACCCCGAUUUCGAGUACAAGCUGAAAUUCGUGUCGAGAUGGAUGAUCUCCCACAUUGAGGACGGCGACAAGGAGCUGAAGAAGCCGGUGAUGUUCACGGAGUUCGGGCUAUCCACGGAGAACGCGGACUUCACCCCGGCCCAGCGCGAGAGGUUCUACAAGGUCAUCCUCGACAUCAUGUACAAGUCCGCCGUGAGGAACAAGUCGGGGGCGGGGUCCCUCGUGUGGCAGUUCCUGGUGGAAGGGAUGGAGGAGUCCAACGACGACUUCGGGAUCAUCCCGUGGAAGAGGCAGUCGACGUACCGGCUCUUCACCGAGCAGUCGUGCAAGCUCGCGAGGGUCCAAGGUGCACUCUCGACACAAUUAUAUUACUUGAGAAAACUGUGCACACUAAGAUGAAACUUAGAGAGUUGAGUUUCAAUUCCUUUUUUAUCUGUUUUUUGCUUCUCUUUGUUUGUUUUUCAAUUGCUUUUAGGGUUGAAGAAAAACUUGAAAAAAAGAAGAAGAAGAAGAAGAUUGUCACACAUAUAUAGGUGUAUAAUUUCAUUAAUGAAAAACAUAAGGGCUGAUGAUUUUUGUUUGCUCUAUUAUAAGAAUUUGUUUUUGGUGAAAGAUCAAUGAUAUGUUUUUACUUGUUUUUUGGUGAAA
Salvia miltiorrhiza (redroot sage) is the source of this 2247-nucleotide messenger RNA. Its product is annotated as mannan endo-1,4-beta-mannosidase 2-like. Lineage: Eukaryota; Viridiplantae; Streptophyta; Magnoliopsida; Lamiales; Lamiaceae. The transcript has 5 exons. The coding region runs from base 688 to 1998 and encodes 436 amino acids. Gene Ontology annotation, molecular function: hydrolase activity, hydrolyzing O-glycosyl compounds. The record is from RefSeq and is a predicted model, not a curated record.